Messenger RNA from Sabethes cyaneus, 3375 nucleotides. It is a transcript of the gene pug, whose product is annotated as C-1-tetrahydrofolate synthase, cytoplasmic. Gene Ontology annotation, biological process: tetrahydrofolate interconversion. The transcript is spliced from 11 exons. The record is from RefSeq and is a predicted model, not a curated record. Gene Ontology annotation, molecular function: ATP binding; formate-tetrahydrofolate ligase activity; methylenetetrahydrofolate dehydrogenase (NADP+) activity. Lineage: Eukaryota; Metazoa; Arthropoda; Insecta; Diptera; Culicidae. The coding region runs from base 56 to 3130 and encodes 1024 amino acids. Gene Ontology annotation, cellular component: cytosol.
AAAUUUUGAUUUGUGAUAUUGUUUAGUGCCUAUUUGUGAUAUAUCAUUGAUAAAAAUGUUAAACUGCGUCAAACUACCACGUUGCAGCUCAACGUUCGUGGAUAUUGAACGUCCCGAAUCCGGACAGGACAGUACACCAGCAGUGCACACGGAUCCCAUCGUCAACGGUACUAACGGACUCGGACCAUCGCCAUUCUCCCUUGGAAUCCCAGUGCAGCAGGACGUGUUUCCUAAUAAUCAGCAGCAAUUUAAGCAGCAAAUUGUGCAUAGUUUGAACGAAGCAAGAACUGCAACCAGCAACGGAAGUGCCAAUAAUAUGAUCGGUACAGCGAAAGUUCUUUCCGGCACGGAAGUAGCCAAAGAUAUCCGUGACCGGUUGAAGAAAGAUGUGAGUGAUGUGCGAAACAAAAUCCCAACGCUGGUACCGGGGCUGGCCAUCGUGCAGGUUGGCGGCCGCGAGGACUCGAACGUUUACAUCCGUAUGAAGAUCAAGGCAGCCGAAGAGAUCGGGAUCUACGCGGAGCAUGUUCAGCUGCCGAAGACCACCACGCAGGACGAACUGCUGGCAGUGAUUAAGCGCCUCAAUGAGGAUCCCUGCUUUCAUGGAAUUAUCGUCCAGAUGCCGCUGGAAUCAGACAACCCGAUCGAUUCGCAUCUUAUCACCGAUGCCGUAUCACCUGAGAAGGAUGUUGACGGGCUUAACACCGUCAACGAGGGCCGCAUCGCAGUCGGCGACAUGGGAGGCUUUCUGCCGUGUACACCGAACGGUUGCAUGGAGCUGAUUAAGCGCACCGGGAUCCCGAUUGCCGGCUCAACUGCAGUCAUCAUCGGACGCAGCAAAAUCGUCGGAACUCCGAUGGCCGAGCUGCUCAAGUGGCAUGAUGCUACCGUCACGAUUUGCCAUUCGAAGACGAAGAAUCUCAAUAUGAUGAUUAAGAAAGCAGACAUUCUUGUGGUGGCAGUCGGCAAGCCGGAAAUGGUCCGCGGAGCUUGGAUCAAACCUAGCGCGGUGGUGAUCGAUUGUGGCAUAAAUUCCAUUUCCGAUCCGACCAAAAAGAGCGGCCAGCGGCUGGUGGGGGACGUGAAGUACGACGAGGCACUGGUGGUGGCAUCGUAUGUCACCCCGGUACCGGGUGGGGUCGGCCCGAUGACCGUAGCGAUGUUGAUGCAGAACACCGUUCAGUCUGCGCUGCGAGUUGCUCAGAGGAUGAUCGAGAUGGAGUUCCGUUGGCCUAUUAAAGUGCUGCCAUUGAAACCGCUGGAGCAGGUUCCCAGUGACAUCGAAAUCGCUCGUUCUCAAACUCCCAAAGACAUUGCCGUACUGGCUUCGGAAAUCGGCCUAAUCCCGUCGGAAGUUUCACUAUAUGGAGACAAAAAAGCCAAGAUUUCCCUAAAGACACUGGACCGUUUGAAAAACGAACAAAACGGUAAAUACGUGGUUGUUGCUGGCAUAACUCCGACUCCGUUGGGCGAGGGCAAAAGCACCACCCUGGUUGGACUGGUUCAAGCCUUGACGGCGCAUAAACAAUGCAAUGCCAUUGCCUGUUUACGACAACCAUCGCAGGGCCCUACGUUCGGUAUCAAGGGCGGGGCCGCCGGUGGCGGUUACUCGCAGGUCAUUCCGAUGGAGGAUUUCAAUUUGCAUCUGACCGGCGAUAUCCACGCAGUAACAGCCGCCAACAAUCUGCUGGCGGCACAACUCGACGCCAGAAUUUUCCACGAGGCCACACAAACGGAUCAGGCUCUGUACGAACGGUUAGUGCCUGCCAUGAAAGGCUCGCGCAAGUUUUCAGCCAUUCAGCUGAGACGUUUGAAGCGGCUCGGUAUUGAGAAAACUGAUCCUUACACGCUUACCCCGGAGGAGAUUAGACGUUUCUCGCGGUUGAACAUCGACCCGCACAAUGUUGUGUGGACCAGAGUCUUGGAUGUAAACGAUCGUUACCUUCGCAAGAUCACAAUCGGCUUAGCACCGACGGAAAAGAAUAUGAUUAGGGACACUAGUUUCGCGAUUUCGGUUGCCAGUGAAAUUAUGGCGAUUCUCGCGCUGGCUACCAGCCUGGAGGAUAUGAAGCAGCGGUUGGCCAAGAUGGUGGUUGCGUUCGACCGCACCGGAGCACCGGUUACGGCCGAUGAUUUGGGAGUGACCGGAGCCAUGAUGGUCCUGCUGAAGGAUGCCAUCGAGCCAACGUUGAUGCAAACACUGGAAGGCACUCCAGUGAUGGUCCACGCGGGACCGUUUGCUAAUAUUGCGCACGGUUGUUCGUCGAUUGUCGCCGACGAUAUUGGAUUGAAGUUGGUUGGUAAGUCGGGUUAUGUAGUUACGGAGGCAGGAUUCGGAUCGGAUAUUGGAAUGGAGAAGUUCUUUAACAUCAAGUGCCGCUCGUCGGGAAAGACUCCGAACGCUGUUGUGCUGGUGAUGACGGUUCGCGCUCUGAAGAUGCAUGGGGGUGGCCCUCCGGUUACAGCCGGGGCCCCGCUGCGUCGUGAGUACACGAUGGAGAACGUGGAAUUGGUCGAGAAAGGUUUACCAAAUCUGCUGAAGCAUAUUGAGAAUGGAUUAAAAUACGGUGUUCCAGUUGUGGUGGCUAUAAAUGCACAUUCUACCGAUACCAAAGCCGAACAUGAUCUGAUAAAAAAAGCUAGUAAGCAAGCCGGCGCUGUUGCAGCAGUGGUUUCAGAGCACUGGUCCAAAGGCGGUGCCGGAGCUGUUGAUUUGGCACAGGCCGUCAUUGAUGCCUGUAAGCUGAAAUCGAAUUUUAAACUCCUGUAUGAAGUUGACCUGACGAUUGAGGAGAAAAUGCUUAAAAUUGCCAAAGAGAUGUACGGAGCAGCUACGAUAGAGCUAACACCAAAGGUUAAGGACGCCAUCAGACUAUAUACGGAGAAGGGCUUUGGAAACUUACCAAUUUGCAUGGCCAAAACGGCCAUGUCACUGACUGGUGAUCCUAGCGCCAAAAAUGCACCCAAAGACUUUAAAUUGGUUAUCAACGAUAUCUGCCUAUCCGCUGGAGCAGGGUUUAUCGUUCCGAUGUGCGGUGAAAUUACCAAAAUGCCUGGACUGCCAACCAGACCGUCGAUUUUCGACAUUGAUCUUAACACUGAGACGGGUGAGAUCGAGGGUCUGUUUUAAGUGUUUUCAUAUUUACAUUUUAUUGACGAGAACAAGAUGAUUUUUUUCCGUUGACAAACAAUAUUGGGGCGGGAUUUGCAAUGUUUUUCUCUCUUCUACUCUCCUGAUAGUUCUGGAUAUGUCGGUACUUUUGCUGAAUUCUAUGUGUGACAAGCACUAUUACUAUUUACUACUAUUUAGAAUGGCCUUUUGCUUGUAGGUAUCAUUUUAGGAUGCUUGUAUUGUUGGUGUAAUAAACGCUGCUU